This is a messenger RNA of Xiphophorus hellerii (green swordtail), 5880 nucleotides long. It is a transcript of the gene vps37d, whose product is annotated as VPS37D subunit of ESCRT-I. Gene Ontology annotation, biological process: ubiquitin-dependent protein catabolic process via the multivesicular body sorting pathway; protein targeting to membrane; protein targeting to vacuole. NCBI's taxonomy places the organism in Eukaryota, Metazoa, Chordata, Actinopteri, Cyprinodontiformes, Poeciliidae. The transcript has 4 exons. The record is from RefSeq and is a predicted model, not a curated record. The coding region runs from base 115 to 1026 and encodes 303 amino acids. Gene Ontology annotation, cellular component: ESCRT I complex.
CCGCGUGCGGGCGCCUCGCAUUCCAAUGCCAUCGAGAUGUGAGUAGAGUGCAGCGGGACUUCGCUGCUUCCCAACGCGACUCUCCGUCUUCCAGGCAGUUUGUAAGGGUUAAAAAUGUCCAACUCCAAGGAAGGGAACUCCUGUCCCGACGGCUACCGGGCUUUAAGCACUACCGAGCUGAGGGAGCUUUUACACAGCGACGACAAAAUGGACCAAAUUAUUCGACUCAAUGAGAAGUUCCAGGAGCUCCAGGUUGACCGGGACAUGCAGUUGACCUCCAACCGGAGCCUGGCCGAGGAGAGCCUGGCUCGGCGACCCCGCCUCAACAACGGCAAGCUCCAGCUGGCAGAGAAGUACAAGGAGCUGUCCAACCUCGUAACCACAUGCUGGGAAAAACAGAGUCAGCUGGAGGCUCGCGGGCCGAGGCGCAGCCUGCAGACGGCGCAGAACCUCCUGCAAGAGGAGGUGGCACGUGCUGAAGAACACUCCGAGGAGCUGCUGGAGAAGUUCAUGGAGGGCAACGUGAGUCUGGAUGAGUUCCUGGAUUCGUUCCAGAGCUCCAGGAAGAUCUACCACAUCCGCCGGGCUCAAACAGAGAAGAUCCAGGAGGCCGUUCAAGCCAGGAAGCAGCCCAAUAAAAGCAAGAGACCCGAGGAGAGUCGGGUCCCAGAGGCGAAGAAGGACUCCGAGCCGCAGCAGGAGCCUCAGCGGCCCAACGGCUUUGUGGCACAGGGGCCGCUCCGAGUGUUCCAGGUCCGAUACGGCUUGACACCGGCCAUCCUUGUCCCCCAUUACCCUGUUUCCCCCCCUGCCUCUGCGCCGAGCCAUCAAAACCCUGCCUCUGAACCCCCAGUGGGCCAGACCCACAUCUUGAGCCCCAGCAGCCCGAUCCCAGGACACGGCCAGCCAGUCGGCCUCCGGGUCAUAGGCCAGCUGCCGGGCGGCUGGCCCGCUAACGGGCGGCCGGUCCGGGUGCAGCAGCUCUACAGACCCAACCCGCAGCAGCCCGAGCCGCCGUACCGAUAAGCUCCAGCAGGGGGCAGUAUAGAGACAGUUAGAGAGGUCUUCCAACCCCUGGAGCCAAGCGGCGGCUGUCACAGUCACCCAGGCAGGCAGGAAGGACCGAGGUCCGACGUUUUUGUUGUCCUCCAUGGCAGGAAAGCAAGAACAGAAAGGUAGAGAGGCGGCAGACAGGAGAACCGGGGAUGGGCUGGGAAAACGGCUCAGGUUCAACUCUGGUGAGCUAAUCUCCUCCAAAACAUCCACUAAUCUGCUUUUAUUACUUCAUAAAACCAAAACAGGAACAGCUGCUGUGUGCUGGUUUGAACCUUUCUGGGUCCCUCAACAUUUUCUACAUAGUUUAUGCAAAAAAAAAAAAAAAAUUUCUUAGGGAAUUUGUAUUUUCUUUUAUAUAGUUUUUAAAAUAAAUGGAGCAAUCUGCAGCCAUUAACCAUUUUUGUGCCCUUCUGAAUCUUUGGUUAUACCAGCUCCUGGGCCAGACUUUAAAAAAAUCCAGCCGCCUUCAAAUUAAACAAAAUUUUUGUGAAAUCAUCGAAGGCUAACAAAAUUAUAAUGACACAAACAAAAACUUCUGCUGCACAAACGUAGCAUACAUAGUUGAUUGACACCAUAUUUCAAAUGAUUUUGUAAAUGUGGACCAGCUGGUUGACCUUUGAACUCCGAAGAUAUUUAUGUCUUUAAAAUGAUAGUGGCACAAAUGUAAAUUUGACACCAUUUUCGUUUAAUUUUUCUGUUGCUCUUUGCCACAUUGUUUUUUUUUAAACAAUGUGGCAAUGUGGUUUCAGAAAAGUUCUCAUCCAGAUGAAUCUGCCCAAAUCAUUGUUUUAAACAUGCCAAACCCGUAGGGGGCAGUGUAGCGCGCAGCUAAAUCCUGUGAGCCAAUCGGAUUUCUUCAAAAGAACCAUAACUUAAUAUUCCAAUAUGAUAUUUAAAAGUAGUUGAGCCUAUAUAUCUGUAGAGACAAUCGAACCUCUGGGCACCAUGCUUAGUUUCUAACAGGAAGUUAUUAAAACAUAAAAUGAUGCAGAUUGGGAAUCAUGUCAAAGCAGGUACGUGGAUUAAUUGGUGCAUUAUUUGUUGCAGACUGCGAUGUGCAGGACCGUAAAUCUGUUUCCCAAUGUUCACACAAGCACAAAAACUGAGUUUUCUCAAAUUUGAUCGGAGUUUUAAUAAAUAAAUGGAGUUUUUGUGUGGAUGGAAGGGCAAAGCGAAUAAAAAUUUGAGUCUAUGGACACAAGAUUUUCUGUUUGCAUAUUUUUAUCACUUAAACUGGAAUUUUGGUGAUUAGAAAGUCUGAAAAUGUGUGAAUAUUAUGUAGUUAAAGACUGCAGUUUAUAAUGGCACUAAACAAAAUGGUGAGGAACAAAAAUGAAGGGAUAAGAGAGACAACACUGCUGCUAUCGAAGCCCAUCCCCAUGGAGAACAACAUGUUUUUAAUGGUUAAUUCAAAUUAUUUUCUAAUAUAUUUUGUAUUUUACAACAAUGAAAAUAUGAAUAUGAAAGCACAGAGCAAAGUCAGAUGUUGGAAGAAGAGGAAAAAGGAUCUUAUUGUUAGUUCAUACAGCUUGAAACAAAGAGAAGCUCAUCCAGCUGAAUGAUGACGUCAGUAAAGAGGCGUUGGACAUAAAGUCCUGUUGUUUUCCGUUUAAAACAGAGACCUUCAUGCUUGGAGUCGUUCCCAGGAUAGGGAACGCUGCGGGAAGUUGGAAGGAAUGCGGCUGCAGACUCGUCUCUUUCAGCCUUUCUGCUGCGACUUCAUUAGCGCGGCUCGUCGGCGGGCGGCUUAUUUAUUCAUGUAAAUCCAGAUUUUUACGUCCGACUUCAAAGCUCCUUGUUUACCGAAUGAGGAGCCGCUUCCGCCUUUCCAGGGAAGCCACCGUUUUUAUUCCUGAGCCGCAAAGUGCGAAUGUCACCGCUUCCCCGCCGCCUGUCCUGCAGAAAUUUACAAAAGAAAGCAGUUUGGCUCUGUUCUUAAACAUCAGUUUGUUCAUCGCUCAUCGGUAUCUCAUAAGUGCAUGCUUACAACAGCUUGUUCAAGUACAUGAAAAUGCCUUCAAAAAGCCAGCGCCCAGUCGCAUAAUAAACAGGGAGAAGAUUUAAUUUGACUUUCUCUUCUAAUUUGAAAAAGAUCCUUUAAAUGGGGGGAAAAGCAAAGUGACCGGUUGUUUUUGUGUUUAACUCUUCAUAAAAAGGAAUUAAUUUUUCUGUUUAGUAGCUUUUCAGUCCCUGAGCUUAAUGUGCUUUUAUUAGGAUUGAACCAAUUUUCUUAAUUUUGGGAGACCAGCACUUGACUGAUACUUCCCUAUGAAAAGGUCUUAUUGCUGCUAAAAAAAAAUCUGAAUUGUCAGGUCUGGUUUUUUCAGUUGAACUUCAAAAAUAUUAUGUUGAUCCCAAAUGGAAAUUAAAUGUUGUAACUCAUUAAUUUGAAGACUUAUUGUAGAUGGUGAUGGCUGUUGGCAGAAAGAUCUCUUGCAGCCGUCUGUAUUACAGUGAGUUUGAAGGAGCCUCUGACUGAAGACGCUGUUUUCUCAACAGUCUCAUGAAGAGAAGGGUGAGGGCUGUCCAUAAUUUUCUUCGUUUUGUGAAGAAUCAUUCGUUGAGAUCUCAGAAUUUGAAAAUGUAAUUUUUUUUUAAUUAUGCAAACAUCUACAUUUUUGAAUUGUUACAUUUUAAAGAUCAUUGAUCAAACAGAAAACUGCAAUCAGUGCAUCCCUAGUUUUCAUGAAAAUGAUGCGUUCUUAGAGGUGAAGUUGUAGCAAAAGUUGGCUCGUGUUUGUCUUUAAAGCUGAAGAAAGGUUAACCUAAAAAAUAUCCUUUAAUUUCAAACUAAACGCUGAUGAUUUCUACCCAGAAUGACGAAGAUCCUCCUGCUAGUUUCUGUUGAACAAAAAAGCGAUGACUCUCUCACGCUUCCCCUCCUCCUCGGCUCAUUUUGACUGAGAACCCGAGUGGCUUUUCUAUUUUAGGCUUGUCUUUGUUUUGUCUGCUUUGUUGACAACAAAUUGGUUUGUUUUGAGGAAAAAAACACAAUAGAGUUCAACAACAACCUACGGAAAAUCUGACAGGACAAGAAAACAGAUUGGGAGGUGAAGGACAUUCAGCCUUUAUGUUGCCUUUACAGAUUUAGUUUUGUUGUUUGUAUUAUUUAGUCAAUUGAAAUGCAAACGAGAGCUAAAACUACAGCCCCGUUUGUCAUAAAGUAUGAGAAAAGCUGCAGAAAAAGAAUUUUCCUCUUUGUUUAGAAAUAAAAAUAAAGAUAAAAUUUUGCAAAAAGAGGAUAUAGUGUUUUUUUCCUGCAGGAUGGAAAAUGAUGUAAAAAAAACCCCAAAACAGAUUCCAACCUAAUGACAAGAAAAGCAGAUCUAAAAGCAUACUACUGGUAAUUUUAGUGUCACUUUUUGUGAAAAUUAAAUGCAAAUAUUGUAGAAAAAACUGUUAAUAACCUACAUUUGUGAUAUCUAUAUUUAAAACACUAGCUAGUUACUUUUAUGUCUCACCCAAAGUCAUUAAGAAGCCACAGUUUUCAGAAACCUGAUUUAUGGUAAUUAAUCUUCAAUGGUCCUAAACCCAAAAGAACAUGUUCUAUACAGCAUAAACACAAAGUCUUACAAAGUAUUUGGGUCUGGUUUCUAGUGCAAAUAUCUUAAUACAGUUGAAAUUCGACUAAAAUAACUUUUAUGCAAUUUUUUUUGUCAAUAAUUCAUUAAUAUUGAUUGAAAAAAGUGUUAGUUCUACUGGCAGAAAUGAAAUGAUCUGCCAGGAACUAUUUACUUAAAAAAAAAAAAGCUCUAUAUCUUUCUGAAACGUUACUUGUAAUUAUGUUCGUUUUACUUCAAGUGUACCGAGAUAUUUGUACUGGAAACUAGACUAAAAUACUUUGUGUACUUCUUGUUGUGUUGGGCUUUGAUGCGACUGGGCUCUGGCUUCAAACAUGCUGCGCCCACUCAGGUUCUUAUAGGGAAACAAAAACGGCUUCAUAAGUUGCAGUUGUGGCGAUGAACUCAAGUCAGACUAAAAAGAUCAGUGAAACCAAAUCACCGUCGACUUUCUACCGUCGCUGUGAGAUUUUACUAAAGAGGUUUUAGGAGUUUUGUUGUUUCUCAGUCCUGAUUUCUGUUUUUCUUGGCGUGUCGUAGUGACGUGUGAAACUGGUGGUUCAUGUCAGCCUGGACAUGUGUGAAAACUCGAAUAUUGAUGUGAAAGUGCUUGUUUUUUUCUUUUGUUGUUUUUGUUUUUUUUUUGUCCAGUCUGUACCUAAGGUGUGUUUUCUAAAGAGAGCUCGUCCCAGCAGCCUUCUUCUUGUUAAAAAAAACCAAGAGCUAGACGUUGGCCAGCUUUAAACGCCACGCAGGAAUCUGACGCGGAGCCGCUGCAGGCGCUCGUCAAAGCUGAUCAGCGGCGCAGCGUGUAAGGCUGAGCUAAUAAUAUCCCAGUUAGUUGAUGCUUGUCGCUACGUUGGAGCGUGCGACACAUUCAAAACACGAUGAAGCUCGUCGGCUCGUCGUCGGCUGUUUGAUGUGAUCAUGGAAGCAGCAGCAGCAGGUAAAUAACUCGGGUUUUAUCUGCCAGCAGAAAACAUAAUUAUCCUUAAAAUGCUGUGGUUGAGCUUUCUGCUGCAGUGACUGCUACUUUCCAACCCAAAACCAGGAGGCGAAAUUAUCUAAUUUGAUAUUUUCCAGUACUAAAACCAAAAUGUGGAGACACUAACUGCAUCCAGAAAGUGAAGCAGUUUGAUAUCGGAGAGAGCUGGAUGGACUCUGGCUGCAAAUACACAAAAUAAAUAAAUCUCAAUAUCUACAUUUGAAUGUAGGUUAGUCGUGAAUUAAAAUUGAAAUCUUUAAUUUUAAUUAAACAUUUAAA